Molecule: messenger RNA, 1125 nt
Organism: Lagopus leucura (white-tailed ptarmigan)
Lineage: Eukaryota; Metazoa; Chordata; Aves; Galliformes; Phasianidae
Product: laminin subunit beta-1 variant-like
Biological process (GO): substrate adhesion-dependent cell spreading; cell migration; basement membrane assembly
Cellular component (GO): laminin trimer
Molecular function (GO): extracellular matrix structural constituent; integrin binding
Source: RefSeq, a predicted model, not a curated record
GGACCGCCCCGCGAGUUCCGCGCAGCCCCGAGCGCCGCCACAACUUUGCGGAGGGGCGGCGAGAGGGAACCCCCCCCCUCGGCAACGGCGCCUACCCACGCGAGACCGGACCCCACGCGGCGGCACCCCGAGUCCCGCGCGCCGCCGCGAGCGCGGCCCCGCAGCCUUCCUCCCCCCGCUUCUCCUCUUCCUCUCCCUCCUCGUCCCGCUGCCGUCCGGGCCGGGAGGGGCCGCGUGGGCCGUUUCUUCUCCCGACGCCCCCCAGGCUGCGCCCGCGGCAGCUGCUACCCGGCCACCGGGGACCUGCUGGUGGGGAGAGCCUCGCGGCUCAGCGCCUCGUCCACUUGCGGGCUGCGGCGGCCCCAACCCUACUGCAUCGUCAGCCACCUCCAGGAGGAGAAGAAAUGCUUCGUCUGUGACUCGCGGAGACCCUACGAUGCCCACAGCAAUACUGACAGCCACCGCAUCGAAAAUGUGCUGACCACCUUUGCCCCCCGCCCCAAGAAGGCCUGGUGGCAGGCGGAGAACGGCGUGGAGCACGUCAGCAUCCAGCUGGACUUGGAGGCUGAGUUCCACUUCACCCACCUCAUCAUGACCUUUAAGACCUUCCGCCCCGCAGCCAUGCUGGUGGAGCGCUCGGCCGACUUUGGCCGCAGCUGGAAGACGUACCGCUACUUCGCCUACGACUGUGCUGCGUCCUUCCCCCACGUCCCCCGUGGGCCCCCGCGCCGCAUUGACGAUGUGAUCUGUGAGUCGCGCUACUCUGACAUCGAGCCCUCCACCGAGGGGGAGGUGAUCUACCGCGUGCUGGACCCUGCCAUCCCCAUCCGCGACCCCUACAGCCCCGCUAUCCAGGAGCUGCUGCGUGUCACCAACCUGCGGGUGAACCUCACCAAGCUGCACACGCUGGGGGACAACCUGCUGGACUCACGGCGGGAGAUCCGCGAGAAGUACUACUAUGCGCUGUAUGAGAUGGUGCUGCGUGGAAACUGCUUCUGCUACGGGCACGCCUCAGAGUGUGCGCCGCUCAGCGGGGCCACAGCCACUGUGAAUGGCAUGGUGCACGGGCGCUGUGUCUGCAAGCACCACACGCAGGGGCUGAACUGUGAGCGCUGUGAGGACUUC